CUGCUUUUACAGUUAGGUGCUUAUGACCGCUAGCUAUUCCCAGGGUUAUGAAACCCACUCAGCGUAACUCAUGGACAAAAGCAGAAGGAGAGAAGCAGUAAUAAACAUUCAGCAGGGUGGCAUACGACAAACAUGGAAAUGACACGGAUUUUAGCUUAUCUGUGUUUGCUUGGAUGUCUUCUCCAUAAGGACACCACAGCUUCAGAGUUCGAGUUGGAUGGGGAUUAUUUGAUUGGCGGCCUUUUUGACAUCCAUCAUGUCAGUGAAAGGCUACAUCGUGAGAAACCAGAAAGCAUUACUUGCUCAAGUCAACCUUUUAUCCUGUCAAGUUACCGGAGGUUCCAGCUGAUGAGAUUCGCCAUAGAGGAGAUCAAUAACUCUACCAGACUGCUGCCAAAUGUUCAGCUUGGUUAUAAGAUACUAGACCUCUGCUCAGACACACAGAACUUCCCGGGUGUUUUUAAGCUCAUCACUGAUAGAGGUUUCAUCCAGCCCUGGAACUCCUCAUACAGGAUUGGGUCCAAAAUGAUUGCAGUGGUUGGUUCUUAUACAAGCUCAGGGACACUAAGUGUUGCUCCACUUUUCAUGAUGGACUUCUUUCCAAUGGUCAGUUAUGGAGCUGCCAGUUCUGUCUUUUCAAGAAAACAGAAUUUUCCCUCAUUCCUGCGAACAGUCCACCCUAAUAAGGAUGUAAUAGAGGUAGUGUUAAGUAUAUUGCUAGAGUUCAACUGGCUCUGGGUUUCAUUCCUUUACAUUGAUGAUAACUAUGGCAGAGAUGGCCGGGAUCUAUUCAUAAGGACUAUCGAGGGCACUGAAAUCUGUCUGGCCUACACAAAAGGCCUUGAUCAGAAUACAAACUACUCUACGAUUUUCCAACAUAUUAAUUCGCUAAAGGUAAAUGUCGCAAUUGUUUUCGCACCGGAAUGGACUGCUGAAGCUCUCAUUAAGGCUGCCAUAAAACACAACGUCAGAAACAAAGUGUGGAUAGCAGGAGAUGCUUGGUCCUUACACAAAGAGCUUCCGAAAGAAAAGGGAAUUGAAAAUAUUGGAACAGUAAUCGGCAUAGCAGAGCCAAAAAUGGAAAUAACUGGUUUCAAUGAUUUCAUCUUUUCCUUCAAAGACCAGUAUCAGAAAGGAAAUAUAAUGCAAGAAGCAUUUUGUGGUCAGACCUGCGACUGCAGCAAUCAUACUGCCGAAGAUAUCAUUAACGCAGACCCAUCCUUUAAUUUUCCUGUUUACUCUGCUGUGUAUUCUGUUGCCCAUGCCUUACACUCAGUCCUUCAAUGUGAAACCGGCAGCUGUAAUAGAAGUAUUGCAGCACGUCCCAGCAUGGUAAGUAUAGGAUAACUACAUAAUCUAUCCAACGUUUCCGCAGUUUAGAACAUGUCAGUUUCCAUUUUAACAAUUUAUAUUUUUGGUACAUUGAAUAGAUCUAUAUAAAGAUCUAUAUCUACAAAUAUUAAAUAAGUUGAAACAUAAAUUAAGUUUAUUCAGAGAUCUGUGAUUUACUGCUAAUAUGCCCAGAGAAAGAAGAAAAAGCUCUACAUAUUUCUGCUGGUCUAAGUUUCUGCAACGAUUACAUCUUUAAGAUUAUUAAGAAUUUUGAUAUAAGAGAAAGAUAAUUUGACAGAGUAUGAAAAGCAGCUUUUCAAAUGUGUGCGAUGAUAAAACAGCCUAUCUGGUAAAUCAUAACUAAUUUACCAAAUGUUUCGGGUGUAGUACUAUUUCACCAGUCAUGUCAGGACCAGUUACUGCCUGACCAUUUGGAUAAACAAGUCACUAAACUAGAACUCGAAAAGACGGCUGACAUCUAUAUGGAUGGAAAGAUUCACUCAUUUUUCAGAUUAAAAAUACAAUUUGAAAAUAACAAAAUAUUUUAAGCAGAUAAAAAACACAGAGCCCAUAUUUGUAUAUUAAACAGUUUUUUUUAGUAGUGUUUUGAUGAUUUCAAAACUGU
Cyprinodon variegatus (sheepshead minnow) is the source of this 1957-nucleotide messenger RNA. Its product is annotated as taste receptor type 1 member 2-like. Gene Ontology annotation, molecular function: G protein-coupled receptor activity. Lineage: Eukaryota; Metazoa; Chordata; Actinopteri; Cyprinodontiformes; Cyprinodontidae. The transcript is spliced from 3 exons. Gene Ontology annotation, cellular component: membrane. Gene Ontology annotation, biological process: G protein-coupled receptor signaling pathway. The record is from RefSeq and is a predicted model, not a curated record. The coding region runs from base 133 to 1347 and encodes 404 amino acids.